CUUAAGUUGAAGAAGAGUGACUCUGGAGAGUUCUAUCUCUCCCGUGGACUAGUCCUGAUUCUCAGGGAAACCACGUAAAUCUUGGCGUUGUGUUUGUGUUUAUUUUGAGUUCUUAACAUGGUAUCAGAGCCUCUCUUCUAAGGUUUUCGGCUGCUGUGUGUUUUUCGGCUGUUGUGGGCUUCUUCGGCUGCUUUGGGUUUCAGCUGCUGUGUGCUGUAUCUGUUCGCCAACUCGUCUCUUUGCUUUCGGAGCUUUUGUCUCGGCUGUCCAGGGUUCUUCUUCUCGGCUGCUUUCUGUUUAUUGGGAUUUCGGCUGCCUCUUGGUUUGGAGUCUUACUUGGCUGCGCAGGUUUUGUUCCCUGGGUUCUUUUAUUCUUGGAAUUCUAUUUUGGCUCUUUAUUUUGGCUAAGGAGUCUCCGCUCGACUGCUGUGUGGAAACUACUUGGAUUGCUAUUUAUUUUGGCUCGCUAGAAUAUUGUGUUGUGCUAUUGUUUAGUCUCGAUGGAUUCAGGAAAGCCCGAUGCUGUUGUGGCUCGCUUUGAUGGAAAGAAUUUUCCCUUAUGGGAAUUUCAAUUCCGUACGUUUGUUCAAGGCAAGCGCCUCCUUCCAUUGCUGCUGGGUACUCGUCCUAAGCCGGCUGAGUCCGAGGCUAAGGAGUUUGCCGAUUGGGAGGCGGAGAAUGCACAGGUCAUCACUUGGCUUGUGGCAUGUGUGGACGUUCCUACCGGGCUGAGUCUGCGCCGUUUUACGACGGCAAGUGCUAUGUGGAAGCAUCUAUGUACCACCAACUGUCAAGCUAAUGCAUCGCGUCAGUUUGCGUUGGAAACUGCCAUUGCUGGGUUGGCUCAGGGUCGUAUGGAUAUCCGCUCAUAUUAUCAGGAAGCCAUGAACCUCUGGACCGAGAGCGAUCUUCUCUCGGCAUCUAUCUCGACCGCUCAUACUCCUGAAGCUACUAUUGUGGAACGUACGCGUAGUCGUACAAUGCACUUCCUUAUGAAGUUACGUCCAGAAUAUGAGCCCAUUCGAGCUUCUCUUCUCCACCGUAAUGUGACUGAGUUGGAUGAAAUUCUGGCCGAGCUUUACAGAGAAGAAAUUCGGCUUAAAAGUCAGGCACAGGUUGACGCCGGUUCUGCUCGCUCCCUUGAGAAUUCCUCGGUGUUUGCGGCUACCUCUUUUCGGCCACACUUUCAGUCCUCAUCCUCGCAGAUGGGUGCCUCUGGUCAUGGUCCUCCUGGUGGUCAAGGGACUGCCCCUGUUCGCUUUUGUCAUUAUUGCAGGGAUCCUGGGCAUAUUCAGCCAUUCUGCCGGAAAAGAAAUUGGUGCAACUUUUGUCGUCAGGCUGGGCACAUCUUGAGCGAGUGUCCUAAACGGGGUCGUCGUUCACAUCCUCGUUCUGCUGGUCCUAGUUCUGCACCCGCUGCUUAUGCUGCUACUGAGGUGUGCACCGCGCCUACUCCCGGUGCUUUUUCAUCUGUCACAGGUGUCUCUAAGGAAGAGCUUACCAAGCUGAUCCACUCGGCGCUUCAGGAGGUGAUGCACUCCGCUUUCUCGACUGGUAAUGGUUCAGGUAACUCUCCCCACUGGCUUCUUGACUCAGCUGCUUUCAAUCAUAUGACAAAUCGUGUAGGGUCGUUCACAUCGCUUCGUCCGGUGACUCAACGAUUGCAAGUGGCUGACGGUACGAUUUUACCGGUUACUGGGAUGGGUCGGAUUGUGGAGUCUGGGCUUCAUCUGGAUAGGGUUCUUCAUGCUCCUAGAUUGGUUCCGAAUUUGAUUUCUGUGGGUCAACUUGCUGAGGAUGGGUGUGAUGUAAAAUUUGAUAAUAAUGGGUGUGUGGUGCAGGACUCGAGGACGGGGAUGGAACUCGGCCGGGGUCGUAAGCAUGGGCGCAUAUAUGUGAUGGAGUCUCUGCGUUCGCGGGACUUGUCUGGGUGUAGGCGUGAGCUGGCUGCUGGUGAUCAUGUUGAUGCUCGACUUGAUGUUUCCCGUGAUAGUUGUAGGAUGAACUCCUCUACAUUUCCUGUUGUUUCUGUCAAACAUUCUCUCAGUUCGGAUGUUCGGAAUUCUGUUUGGGAUCUUUGGCACUGCCGUUUGGGGCAUCCUCAUUCUUCUCGUUUAUUACAGAUGUUUUCGGAAAAAUUAUUGCCUGGUAAUUUUCGAGCUGCUUCAUUUUCUCCUCCCCCAUGUAUUAGUUGCAUUGAGGCUAAGGCUGCUCAACGAUCGUUCCCUACUAGUUCUACAGUUUAUGAUGCUCCGUUUGACCUGGUGCAUACGGACCUUUGGGGUCCAUCGCAGGUCCCAUCUCGCAAUGGAUUUCUUUAUUUUGCGUUGUUUAUUGAUCACCAUACCUGGUACACUUGGAUAUAUUUUUUGCGGCAUAAAUCUGAGCUUCUUACUCAUGCCCGAGACUUUGUUCGUAUGAUACAGACCCAGUUCCAAAAGACUAUUAAGAUUAUUCGUUCUGAUCCUGGUGGAGAGUUUAGUUCAAAUGAGCUGCUUGCAUUUUAUCGUUCGCAGGGUAUUCUCAGUCAGCAGUCUUGCCCAGGGGUAUCACAACAAAAUGGCGUGGUUGAGCGUAAAAACCGCCAUGUCCUCGAACUGACACGCGCUUUAUUGUUUCGUUCUGGAGUUCCCGCACGAUUUUGGGUGGAAGCAGCUAACACUGUCGUUCACCUCAUUAAUCGUCAGAUUACUCCAGUCCUUGAUAACUCUUCUCCCUAUCAGAAGUUGUAUUCCAAGUUGCCUGACUAUGGCGCCCUACGUGUUUUCGGGUGCUUAUGUUUUGUGCUACUUCCUCGCAAGGAGCGUCAUAAACUCGACCCCAAGACAGCUCGUUGUGUUUUUUUGGGAUACAGUGAUCGUCAUAAGGGGUACCUAUGUUAUGAUCCGGAGGGUCAACGGUUACGAAUUGGUUAUCAUGUUAUAUUUAUGGAGAAUGUCAUGUACUACUCCACCAAGAAGGAAUCCUCACGUGAGGAGUUUGCUCGUAGUCUUUCCUUUCUUGAAACCUUGGUGGUUGCUGACUCCGUGACAUUUGGUUCCCCUUGUGUUGUUCCUGCCGAGCCUACUCCCUCUCUUUCAUUGCAUGAUGGGGAUGGUACCGAGACAUCCUCCCCUGUGGGAUCCUUGGACAGUAGCAGUGAUGAGUCAUCGAGUAGUAGCCAUAGUGGAUCCAACUCCUCAUCACAUGACAUCUUAAAUAGCAGCAGUGAUGGGUCCUUGGAUUCUAGCUCAGGCAGUGAUGAAAGCAAUGAUCCUCCGUCACCGCCAGCCGGGCCUCGUCGAUCAGAUCGGGUAAACAAGGGCCAACCACCUCCUCGCCAUAAUGACUACGUCGUCUUUGCUGUGGAUCCCGUCACCUUUGCUGUUGAACCCAUUCAUGUACCUUCUCACUACAGAUAUGCAUGUGGUAUACCAGAGUGGGAUAAUGCUAUGAUAGAAGAAAUCGAUGCACUUGAAGAGAAUGAGACAUGGGAGGUGAUCCCCAGAACUCCGGAUAUGUCUGUUGUUGGGUGUAAGUGGGUGUUCACUGUGAAGCUUAAACCAGAUGGAUCACUUGAUCGAUAUAAGGCCAGGUUGGUAGCUCAAGGGUUCAGCCAGGAAUAUGGGAUUGACUAUGAUGAAACCUUCGCUCCUGUGGCGAAGAUGCAGACUGUUCGAUGUGUAUUGGCUGUAGCUGCAAUGCGGAAUUGGCCUCUGGUUCAGUUAGAUGUCAAAAAUGCAUUCCUGCAUGGAGAUCUGAAGGAGACUAUUUAUAUGGCAUGUCCAGCAGGGUAUUCGAAGGGUGGUCCUAACGUUGUUUGUCGAUUGAAGAAGUCUUUAUAUGGACUAAAACAGGCUCCACGUACCUGGUUUGAGAAAUUCCAUGGCACUGUUAUGCAGGCUGGCUUUGUGCAAAGUCAGAAUGAUCCAUCUUUGUUUUUGCGUCAAACGACGACUGGUCUCACUGUCUUAUUACUAUAUGUUGAUGAUAUGAUCAUCACGGGGAGUGAUCAUGUUGGUAUACAGGAACUCAAGGAGACAUUACAUCAGGCAUUUAAACUGAAGGAGCUUGGAGAUGUUUCAUACUUCCUGGGCUUGGAAAUCGAGCGCACGACACAAGGCAUUUUUGUGAGUCAGAAAAAGUAUGUUCGGGAUUUACUGGUUGAGUAUCAGUUCCUUGACUGCAAGCCAUGUCCUACACCUAUGGAGCAGAACUUAAAAUUAAGUAGAUCAAGUGGUGAGCUUCUCGAUGAUCAAACUAACUAUCGUACGAUAGUAGGGAGUCUCAGGUAUUUAAGCUCUACUCGACCUGAUAUAGCAUAUGCAGUUCAAGUUGUCAGUCAAUAUAUGGGGAUGGCCAGAACUCUGCAUCUUGAUGCCGUGCAUCGGAUCUUGCGGUAUCUUCAGGGUACUCAAGAUGUGGGAAUUUUCUUUCCCAGUCAUGGUGAGAUGACUUUAGAGGCAUUUGCAGAUGCUGAUUUUGCAGGAUGUGUCGAUACCCGACGGUCUACUUCAGGCUGGUGUGUUAGACUUGGUUUAUCUCCUAUAUCUUGGCGCUGCAAGAAGCAAGAUCGUGUCUCUAAGUCUUCAACUGAAGCAGAAUACAGGUCUAUGUCUGAAGUUAGCUCCGAAUUGGUAUGGUUGCAGCGGUUACUAAUGGAUUUGGGAGUUAAUUGCACGACGCCGAUGAGGUUGUUUGGUGAUAAUACUAGUGCAAUUCGGAUUGCUAACAAUCCAGUGUUGCACGACAGGACUAAGCACAUCGAGACUCAUGUGCAUUAUAUUCGGCAGCUCAUUCAGGAGGGAGUCAUCCAGCUCAGUUAUCUGUCAACAGAAGACCAGACUGCAGAUUUGUUGACAAAGGCUGUCGGCACUAGUCGUCACUGGUAUUUAUCUCACAAACUGAUGCUACGUCAGCAUCAUCAGUUUGAGGGAGGGUGUUGAAGUGACGACUUAAGUUUAUUUAGGUAGCUUUUAGUAAUUUACUUUAAUUACAGGAGUUAUCUAAAUAAACUAGUAGGGUUCGGUUUAUACCCUAGGCCGAACGUAUAUAUAUGUAUCUUGUAUGCACAGAAAACUUAAGUUGAAGAAGAGUGACUCUGGAGAGUUCUAUCUCUCCCGUGGACUAGUCCUGAUUCUCAGGGAAACCACGUAAAUCUUGGCGUUGUGUUUGUGUUUAUUUUGAGUUCUUAACACAAACAACGACUUGACAGUCUUGAUAGGUACAUAAUAUGAAUCAUAUAAGAGUGGGAAUAGGUAAUUUGUUAACUUCGGCCAAAAACAAAACAAGCAUUGAGUGUAAUCUUUUUUUCUAUUUCUUUUAGGAUGAAUAAAAGGAUCGAAUGACUAAUCUUACCUAAGACAUGAAUUUAUAUAAUAUCAUUAACUAAAAGAUAAGGUAAUGUAAAGAGUUGGUCCUAAUCCAUGGACAGACAUUAGAUAAAAAUAAUCAAUGAUAAGUACUAGGAAAACAAAAGUGGAAGCCAGCAAAUUGGCUUUGGUUUCAAUUAAAAAUAAAAAUUGGCUUUGGUUUCAAGUUUCAGCCUUUUUUUCAUUAAUGGUUUUCUUAUUACAGUAUUUGGUGGUCAUGAAUCAAUCUUGCAUAAUGAGUAGGGUAGGAUGUGCAUAAUCAUGAAUGAUUCUAUACUUACUAUUUAUAAAGAAUUACUAACUUUUUUCCGAUAUGUUUUAAUUAGCUAUUUUAUUUUAAGUUCAAAAUUAAAAAAAUACAAAGAUUAAUUGUGCUUUUUUAAAUGACAGAAAAAAUUGGUACUUUUAUUACCAAUACAUACCAAGCGGUACUAUUUGAUAUGUACAUAACAUUAUACCACUUGGAAUGGAAGUGUAUCAUGGUGGUAUGAACACAUCAGAGUGUAAAAUGAUUGCAUAUAUAUAAUUAUACAUGAUAGUAAAAAAAAUUCCCUGGAUAUUUUUUGGAUUUGAUAAAUCACGAUGAACUCAUUCCUUCUAGACAAAAAAUUUCAAAAUUUGAGUUAAAAACGAAGGUGGUUCCAAGUGAUAGCAGGUGGUACCAGGAUGGUAACAAGUGGUAUGAAAAUAUUUUGCUCGAAAUAUAGUGAAAUGAAUAUUAUUUUGUAGA
Messenger RNA from Linum trigynum, 6081 nucleotides. Lineage: Eukaryota; Viridiplantae; Streptophyta; Magnoliopsida; Malpighiales; Linaceae. The record is from the annotation of a GenBank genome assembly.